This is a messenger RNA of Culex pipiens pallens (northern house mosquito), 633 nucleotides long. RefSeq lists its product as uncharacterized. The transcript has 4 exons. The coding region runs from base 59 to 454 and encodes 131 amino acids. The record is from RefSeq and is a predicted model, not a curated record. Lineage: Eukaryota; Metazoa; Arthropoda; Insecta; Diptera; Culicidae.
GCAUGAUUGAGUAUUAGUUCAUUUUAAUAUUGAGAGUUUAGUUUAAAAUUAGUUAGUUAUGUUGAUCAAAAUUGCUUCAAUUUAUGCUGUUUUAAACAUAUCAGUAUCUUCAGUCGCUACCAUAGUUUGUAUCGUUUUCGCAGUUCGUUUCCCAGAAAACAUCACACUCACAGCCGUCAUGUACGCAGCGCUUUGGUUUGCCUUCAGUGUGAUACUCUUGUGGGGAGUUCGAGAUCACAAUUUCUUCAGCGUACUCGCCUACGUAUGCUUCCUGGUGAUUAGCAACGUAAUGUUCAUAGCCGCACUGUUCUCGACAGAAUUUGAAAGUUCAAAUCCGGCUCCCAUUGUGGCAACUUUACGGAUAAGUUUAUUAGUACCGGAACUGUUACUUUUGCUGAGUUUAAAGAAACGGUUUCUUGAGCAAUUGGAAUACGCUGAAACCUCGAUAAGUUGACCAUCGGGGUUUCCCCGGCACUACAACACACUACCAAACGUUUGUUUUGAUAGUAAGGGUGAGGCCCGUGUGUUAGUGACAGUUGGUCACUAUUUAGUUUGACUUUGUCAAACUAUCUAACGAAAAUUUGAUCCAUCACCAUCACUUGAAACGUAUUAUUAGCUGUGAAUUAUGAUAGU